GGGGGGGGGGUUAUUCACUCUUGUUUUAUAGCGUACCUUGAUGGGAAUCUUUGAAAAGUGCGGAUAUGAUGAAUACCCAGAGACAUCCUUGCCGAGCCAGAUGAACCGUAAAGUGAUAGCGACAGAGAGUGCUCUGAAGAAGAAGAUUCGUGAGUCAAAGCAUGGUCGUUUCAUGGAGAAGGACAAACGGAUCCUGGAGGAGCUAAAGAGUCUGCACUGUGACCCGCAUCCAUUCUUCAGGGUCUUUCCUUCAGAAUCAGACUUCAUGUUCUGGAGGAUUCUCAUGCAAGGACCUCCUGACACCCCAUAUGAGAAGGGCGUGUUCGAGCUCUACUGCCAGUUUGGUGCAGAAUACCCAGUGAAGCCUCCACUUGUUCGCUUCGUCACACAAAUAUACCACUGCAAUGUGAACAGCGUGGGUCGCAUCUGCCACAACAUAUUUGACCGCUGCUACAAUGCUCACAUCACCAUGAGAGACAUCUUCGAUGCUGUGUAUGGGCUGCUUAUUGUCCCGGAGCCUGAGGAUCCUCUGGACAGCAUUUUGGCCGAAGAAUUUCUGACCAGCCGGGAGACAUAUGAACGAGAAGCUAAAAAGCACACGGAGGAAAUGGCAGGAAAUUCCCUGGAUGACAUGGAGAUGACACUGGUGGAUCCUGUGACACAGUUUAUGCCUCGACAUUUGAUCUGUCCACUCACCAACAAGGUGUUUGUGGAUCCAGUGAAAACCGUGUACGGCACAGUGUAUGAACGUAAGGCCAUUGAAGAACACCUCAGACUACACCAGUAUGAGCCACAGACUGGCCCAGGACAUGAGCUUGAGUUAAGUGACAUAAUGCCAGACUGUGACAUGAAGAAAAUGGUGAUGGAUUAUAGAUCGCAUCAAAUUCAAUGAACAUUUGGAGGAAAACUGGAAAUUUAUAUAUUUGAAGGAAAAGGGAAAUCAACCUGAAUGUCUUUAUUUUUCUGUGCCUUUUUUAAUAAUAUUGAUUUUGUUAUGAUAUGCUUACUUUGAACAGAGUUUUGUACUUAUUUUGUCAUUAGUGGGGUCACAAAAGUAAAACAGGUUUCCUAUUAAAAACAUAUUGCUAAUUUUCUACUACUUAAUCUCUUAAGUACAUUAUAAGCUUGCUUAUCAGAGGUUUUCCAUGUUUUCCAAGGUUUUAUUAACCAGUACAUAAACCUGACAGUAUAAUAAAUAUAUAGUUUAUGAAGAUAAAAAGAAGUUGUUAUUGUGAAGUGUUUUAUGCUGGACAGUGGUUGGUUUUUCUGCAGUCUAAAGAUAUAUUUUAAGAUGCUUAUUACUAUUUGGAUUCAUACCCAUAAAUGUUUUCAUUAAUGUAAACAAUGUUUUGGAGGCUGUUACAAUGUUCAAACUCCAUUGUGUUAGCAGAAAAAUAAAGCAUAGGAAAGUA
Messenger RNA from Betta splendens (Siamese fighting fish), 1412 nucleotides. RefSeq lists its product as uncharacterized. The transcript is spliced from 7 exons. Gene Ontology annotation, biological process: protein ubiquitination. Gene Ontology annotation, molecular function: ubiquitin-protein transferase activity. The coding region runs from base 41 to 892 and encodes 283 amino acids. The record is from RefSeq and is a predicted model, not a curated record. Lineage: Eukaryota; Metazoa; Chordata; Actinopteri; Anabantiformes; Osphronemidae.